This is a messenger RNA of Clarias gariepinus (North African catfish), 3528 nucleotides long. RefSeq names its product transmembrane protein 117 (gene tmem117). The record is from RefSeq and is a predicted model, not a curated record. NCBI's taxonomy places the organism in Eukaryota, Metazoa, Chordata, Actinopteri, Siluriformes, Clariidae. Gene Ontology annotation, biological process: intrinsic apoptotic signaling pathway in response to endoplasmic reticulum stress. Bases 1 to 1560 code for a protein of 519 amino acids. The transcript has 7 exons.
AUGGCGAGGAUCAGAGGAAUGGAGUUAGGUGUCCGGUUCCGUUAUUAUUUCCAGCACCCAUGGUUGCGCCUUCUUGUAGCCUACCUCGUAACCUUCUUUAACUUUCUCAUCUUUGCUGAAGACCCUGUAUCACACAGCCAGACGGAGGCACACAUGAUAGUUGUGGGAAACUGCUUCUCCUUUAUCCUGAAUAAGUAUCCAGGUGGAGGGUGGAACUUUCUGAAAGUAUUGAUGUGGAUUCUGGCAAUCUUCACAGGACUCAUUGCUGGGAAGUUCAUCUUUCAUCGAAGACUGCUUGGGCGGUUCCUACGACUGAAGAUGUUUCGUGAGGACCAUGGCUCCUGGAUGACUAUGUUCUUCAGCACUAUCCUUUUCCUCUUCAUCUUCUCUUACAUCUACAAUCUCUUCCUCCUCAUAAAUGGAGGCAUGAGCACUCACAUGGUCACAGAGUACAUGGGCAUAAGGAAUGAGAGCUUUAUGAAAAUGGCUGCCGUUGGUACGUGGAUGGGAGACUUUGUGACGGCGUGGAUGGUGACAGACAUGAUGCUGCAAGACUCGCUGUACCCGGACUGGGGACGAGCAGCUCGGCGCUUCUGGAAACAGGGCAACAACAGAAUCGUGCUCUUCUGGACAGUUUUAUUUUCCCUGACCUCUGUGGUGGUAUUGGUUAUCAGUACAGAUUGGAUUAGUUGGGAUAAUCUGAACCGAGGGUUCUUACCCAGCGACGAAGUCUCGCGCGCCUUCCUUGCCUCCUUUAUUCUUGUCUUCGACCUCCUCAUUGUCAUGCAGGACUGGGAGUUUCCUCAUUUCAUGGGGGAUUUGGAUAUGAACCUUCCUGGCCUGUCUACAACGCAGAUAAAAUUUAAACUUCCAGUCUGCAAGCGAAUCUUCAAGGAUGAGUAUCAUAUACACAUCACAGGUAAAUGGUUUAACUAUGGCAUUAUCUUCUUGGUCCUCAUUCUUGACUUAAACAUGUGGAAGAACCAGAUCUUCUAUAAGCCCUAUGAGUAUGGCCAGUACGUUGGUCCAGGAGAGAAGAUCUACACAGUAGAGGAGCCAGACACUCUUAGCAACUUCAACCGCAGCACAUUAACAUGGGAAUGGCGAUCGACUAAUGUUGACCCGCACACCAACCUCACUUACAUCAAAAGAGACAUGUUCCUCCACAGUCGCUACAUCGGUGCUAGUCUAGAUGUCAAAUGCUUGGCGUUCAUUCCAAGCUUAGCUGCCUUUAUCCUCUUUGGCUUCUUUAUCUGGCUUUUUGGACGUUUCCAGGAGAGCGAGACGUUUCUGGAGAGCCAGGACAAGACGUAUGAGCGAAUCAAGCGCAAAUCACCCUCAGAUUUGGGCAUCACACCUGAGGAAGUGCAUGUAUCAAUGAGCGAGACUUUAAAAAGGAGUGCCACUCCAAUUUUGCUGCUAGUGGACACUCAUCAUUUCGGGUCCUCAACUAACUCUAUAUCCCCCUGUUCUAAUGAGACUCAGGAGACACAACCUAGCAGUUCUGUAGAUAAAGUAGCAUGUGCCGAGGCUGCAGAUGUUAACAAACUAACUCCAUAACCUUAAGCAAAGCUAAUAUAAACUCUGGAGAGUUGAGAUAUGUUUCUGCUGAGCUCCUCCAAAUCCAUCUUUGCCUUGAUGGGAUCAUUAACGAUGACCAGGCCAAUAUCUGAAUACAUGCCUCUAACACAGCGCCAGCGAAAAGACAUUGUAGGCUUGUUCAGAAACCUGCUUUGAAACUUCUAAUACAGGAGAUUGCACAGUGUGUUUUCUACAUUUAGUGGCACCCAGAUUUUGGUACUUAGUUUACAUUUCUUUUCAUUAGAGUAUUGUAUACGGUAUGGUCCAAAGGUGCUUAACAUUUUAUUUUUUUAUAUAUUUUUAUUGAGCUACUUUGGUGCCUAUAUGAAAAAUCUGUUUAUAUACCAAGUGCAUGGCAAUGUAGUCAUGAGGAAUAUUCAGCAGAAAGAUCUGUGCCUUUAGUAGUUGAGUCCAUUAUUGGGCAAUAGAAUUUAAAAGUCUUUUAAAGCAUCAUUACAUUAUAUUAAUCUGUUAUGCAAUACAGUGUGUCCAUAGUGUGUCUUCUCAUAUAAUUUUGUAAUUUACUAUAAAAGAAAUCAUUUUAUUAAAUAACUUCUUACCAACACCAGUAGAAAGCUGAAAAUCAUCAAGUGUGGAAUUUUCUCACAGAUCCUGACUGUUUGUCCUCUAAAAAGAACCCUUGGCAAAAAAUAACAAAAUUACCGCCCUUAGAGAUUUCUCAUGCAGCAUUGUAACAAAUAAAGUAAUUACAGAUAUGGCAAAAAGGGUGUUUUCAUUUAACAUACUGUACCUCAAACAAAUUAAAUGGUGUUAUUUUAAUUAAUUCCAUAUUUUUCCCAGAGAACGUAGAGAGGACAAAAUUGUGGAAUCACUCAAUGUUCAGUGUAUAUAUGGAAUUGCAUUGUCAUUUGCAUUUCUAAAGCAUAUGUUGGCACAGGUCUAAAAUGUAAAUUAACCUGCAGGUAAAAGUGAGUGCUUAAAAAUCCAAACAUGCUGAUGGAUUUGGCUAAUUAAAAGGAAACAUAACCCCAACAAGAGAGUUAUUAACUAAAACAAUAGAAACAAAUUAUGAUCCUCCUUCAAUAAGGAAAUCCAACACGGAGUGUAGCAAACCAUGUUGGUUGUUCCCAGGCACCUGUGUCUAAAAUUUAGUGCACGUACAAACAAAACGGGAUUAUAAGUUUCUAAAAGCAGGAGGUCUAAGUGUCAGGAUAAAAGAACUCAAACCAAUUUUCCUUGAUAAUAGAAAUUGCACAACAAAACCAAUGAAAAGCGAACAUGCGGAAACAGCAGUCACAGAACUCUUUGUGACAGAACUAUAGGAAAUUAGCUAAACGUAAUGGGAUUUACAGAAAAGCCCAAAGAAAAAAAAAACACCUCAACAGAAGUUUACAAUGGCCUAAAGAGAAGCAGUCAUGUAGUGUGGAUGAUUGGAAGCAACUAAUGUUCAAUAAUGAAUCACAAAUUUGCGUUGGUCCAAAAAAAAAAAUAUGCCGAAACAUUUAGAACUCAUGAAGAUACUGAAAUACAAUCAAAUUUCCCCCCUCAUUUAUGAUCUGGAAGUGCAUGUCAGAUAAAGGACCAGGGCAGAUGGCAAUCAUUACCCCAACAGUCAAUGCACAGAUGUACAUUAAGAUUUUCUCAUUUCAUUGAUAGAAAAUAGAUUUGACGAUGAAGUAAUUUAUUAGGUUGAUAAUUGCAUCUUGCCACAGAGCAAAGAGCAGUAAUGCUUUUCUUCAGGAAAAACAUAUCAACUCUCUAAUAUAGCCAGAGAACAUUACGGGUCUUUUUUUAAGUGAAAAUUUAUGGUGAAAAUGUAACAAGGCUUCAUCUUACAAAAGCUGAUCUUCUAACCCCUAUUGGCGAAUGUUAGGAUCUGCUGGAUGGAGAAUAUUGUUUUUUAAUGGUGAUGUAAUUUCUUUAUUAAAGACGAGAAACAAAUAAUUUUUUUGUAAUGAUUCCAUAAUUUUUGUUCCUCAACAUUUA